Messenger RNA from Moneuplotes crassus, 1073 nucleotides. NCBI's taxonomy places the organism in Eukaryota, Ciliophora, Spirotrichea, Euplotida, Euplotidae. The record is from the annotation of a GenBank genome assembly.
UCAGACGAUAAAAGCGAUGCAUAUCAAUUCUUGUUUGGCACAAUGCCGAGAGAGAAUGAACUACUUAAGGUAGAGCAUAAAGUCUUUCCAAAGAUUGCUAGAAAUCCUAUAUUCAAACCUGACAUUUUAUUUGAUGGGUCGAUCUUUAAUACUACUAAAAAUAACUCGGAGGAGAAAGGUAUCCAUCUGGAACAAGAUUUUUCAGAAGAUCUAAUGGACAAAUCUGAUAGUGUCACUAUUGGAGAAAUUAGUUGCCCUCCUCAAGAAAAGGAGGAUAAAGCCUGCAUCCUUCUUGGAGAUGAGAAGAAUGACGCUAAUGCUUCACCAAUGCUUGUUGAUACCCUAGGCCUCCUAUACAGGCACUGCUUGAUAAGCUCGAAGCCAGAGGCUCCAAGUAACCAACUUGCUUCUAAAGAUCGCAAGUCAAGUUUUGAUAAGUCAGACGAUGGUACUUAUUGCUGAGAUAAUUUAAAGGACCCAAUCAGUUCUAAGAAGAAAAUAGUUAAGCAUUCCAAGACUCUUGGCUCUCCCAAUGCUGAUUGGAACUACUUCUCUUUACGCCGAGCUUGUUUCAGAGGAAUGAGCGCCUACUACAAAGAGAGGUUCAAUUCAUUCGUUAAGAAUUCGGGUUUAACCAAAUCCUUAAAACUCGAAAUGGAUAAGAUCGUAUCUAGAUUCAUCGAACACGAGUUUGCGAGUGUUCACACGGGAAAUUGCAAUAUCUCGAAUACAGAAUUCCUUGACUGAAUGAUAACUGUACUUCACUCUCACCGUCAUAAGAAGAAUGAGGAUUAUAUCAGGCGUAGAGACUUUACAAAAAUAAGGCAAGUUCUUUACUCCUUUUCAACAGCAGCAAAGAAAACAUUCUUGUCUUGUCCCAAUUAUGCCCUUGUUUUGAACAACUUUUUUAACAGACAAGGAGAAGAUUUCUUAGUAAAGAAGUCAAAGCUCAAGCCUGCCAGGUUUAGGCAAGAACUUGAACUCGAGCUUAAAACUCUAAAUAAAGGGGCUGUCCAGACAUUAGGCUUUUAAAUUAGUCUGCAUGCCCAACUUAUUAAAUAAACAUCUAAAUC